Trichogramma pretiosum is the source of this 1251-nucleotide messenger RNA. Its product is annotated as extensin-like. The transcript is spliced from 5 exons. The record is from RefSeq and is a predicted model, not a curated record. Lineage: Eukaryota; Metazoa; Arthropoda; Insecta; Hymenoptera; Trichogrammatidae. Bases 1 to 1251 code for a protein of 416 amino acids.
AUGAAGUCCACUCUUCUGGUUUUGGCCCUCUUCGCCGUUUCGGCAUUCGCCGACAUCCUCCCCGGUGAUCCGCGUUACGGUACCGAGUACCACCGUGAACACCAUCACGCUCACCAUGAUCGUGAGGUAGGAUACCCCGUCCACGAACAACCCCAGGGCAGCUACGAACUUCCAUCAACCGGCUACGGAACUCCAUUCCAGCCAGAAGGCAGCCACGACCACGGUUACGAAAGACACCAACCAGCCCCAGUCCCACAUGAGGAAUAUGGACCACCUAAACACCAAGCCGCCCCAGUAGUCCACUACGAGCCCGCUCCAGCUCCAGCUCCAGUCGCCCACUACGAGCCAGCUCCAGUCCACUACCAACCAGCCCCAGCACCAGUCCACACAUACGUGCCAGUCCAGACUCCAGCUCCAGCCCCAGCUCCGGUCCACACAUACGUGCCAGUCCAGACCCCAGCUCCAGCCCCAGCUCCAGUUCACACAUACGUGCCAGUCCAGACCCCAGCUCCAACCCAUGUGCCACACCAAGUCUAUGGACCACCAAAGGCCCUCCCAAGCCACCCAGCCCCACAGGCCCCAUCCCAAAACUACUUGCCACAACAUCAGGCUCCCCAACACCCAGCUCCAAGCCACCCAGCCCCACAGGCUCCAUCCCAGCACUACUUGCCACAACACCAGGCUCCAGCUAAAACUCUCCCAAGCUUCCAGUUCCCAAGCCAACAGCUCGGUCAAAUCGCCAACCAUUUCACAUCCAAGUUGAACAACAACCAGUUCUCCCAGAAGCUUAACCAGAAAUUGGGUGGUUUGAUGCACAUGCUCCCAAUGUUGCCCCAGAUCCGUCUCCCAUCUUUCAUGAAGCAAGCACCAGUCCAACAAUACUUGCCAGCCCCAGCUCCACAAGCCCACCCACAACCAGCUCCAUCCCAAAACUACUUGCCCCAACGCCCAGCCCCAGUCCAAGUUCCAUCCCAAAACUACCUGCCCCAACGCCCAGCCCCAGCCCCAGUCCAAGUCCCAUCUCAAAACUACUUGCCACAACAACCUGCCCCACAACCACAAAAAGUAUACGUGCCAGCAGCCCCAGCUCCAGUCCAAAAGCCAACCAUUGUCUACGUACAACAGUCAGCUCCAGUCGCCCCAAGCCACCAAAUCAGUGGAUCCUCCCAGACCACCUCCGAGCACCACGAGCACCACGUCGUUGAACACCACCAACAAGCCCAGGACUCCAACGGUGGAUACCUCUACUAG